CUCCUGUUCAAACAGGACCCGGCCUUCAGGCAACCACAGGGUGGGGAGUCUGAAUGUGAGGGCGAGCUCUGCUCCUUCUUAAGCACCAGCCAGUGGAGCCAGGGCUAGACUGCCUGCCAGCCAGCGUCCCUCGAGUGGCCACCUGUCCUGGGAGCCACCGCACCCUGAGGCUGCUACCACCCGUGUCCCGCACCGCCACACACCAUGGCGGACCAGCUGACAGAUGAGCAGGUGGCUGAGAUCAGGGAGGCCUUCUCCCUGUUCGACAAGGACGGAGAUGGCACCAUCACCACCCAGGAGCUGGGCACUGUCAUGCGGUCCCUGGGGCUGAACCCCACGGAGGCGGAGCUCCGGGGCAUGGUGGGCAAGAUCGACCGCGACGGCAGCGGCACCGUGGACUUCCCCGAGUUCCUGGGCAUGAUGGCCAAGCAGACGCAGGGUAGGGACAGCGAGGAGGAGGUCCGCGAGGCCUUCCGCACCUUUGACAAGGAUGGCAAUGGCUUUGUGAGCGCAGCCGAGCUGCGGCAGGUGAUGACGCGGCUGGGAGAGAAGCUGAGUGAGGAGGAGGUGGACGAGAUGCUCCGGGCAGCCGACGUGGACGGCGAUGGGCAGGUGAACUAUGAGGAAUUCGUGCGCGUGCUGGUCUCCAAGUGAGGGCGGGGUCCGCUCCAGCCACCCCGCACCCACUCUCCUCUCCUCGGGCAAGGCUGAUUCAGCCAGCUUUCCACAGCUCCCUUGUCUCCUUUCCCGCCACUCCCUCCCAAGCCCAGCAAACCCUGGUGCUUCCAUCACUCCAGCACCGAAGGGCCUUGCCCUGCACAGACAAUGGGCCGAGGAUCCCCCGAGCUGCACUGACCCCUCUGUCCACGGGGAGCGCAGCUGACACCACGAGCCCGCAGGGCAGAGUCCCCAGGGCCUGACUGACGUCUUCGCUGGCAGUCCCAGGGGGGAGGAGGAGUCUGGCCCGGGGUGAGGGGCCAUGGAGCUCUGACAGCUGACAUCAGGCCUCCAGAAGGAUCUCUUCCCUUCCACGGGGCGCCUGUGCGCUCCCUUCUGCCUUCACCGAGCACCGUGACUCAUCUCUGCCAGCUGGGAGUAAACCUGGGUCAGUUGUAGCAGGUCUGAAUUCACCUUCACGGAGGGAGACUUGUGUGCAAGGGAGAGGAAAGCUGUAAAGGAAUAAAAACUCUUGUGGUUC
This is a messenger RNA of Manis pentadactyla (Chinese pangolin), 1198 nucleotides long. RefSeq names its product calmodulin-like protein 3. The record is from RefSeq and is a predicted model, not a curated record. The coding region runs from base 205 to 654 and encodes 149 amino acids. The transcript has a single exon. NCBI's taxonomy places the organism in Eukaryota, Metazoa, Chordata, Mammalia, Pholidota, Manidae. Gene Ontology annotation, molecular function: calcium ion binding. Gene Ontology annotation, cellular component: myosin II complex.